CCCAAAUUAAGCGCCUCCGUUUUGAGGCUUGCCCCCCCUUCUCCUUUCCUUAGAAAAUUGCAAAAGGCUCUGCCUUCCCCCCGCCACCCCAAAUUAGGUCUUCUCCCCCUUUCUUGGUUUUCCCCCCCCUCCUUCUGCCCCAGAUUUCCUCUGCUAGAAAUUGGUGGGGGUUCACCAAAUCCUUCCCCCCCCACACGUUUAAAUAAGAGGUCAUAUAGACGUUUCACAGCCUCCCCCCCAUGUCACCCCCUCAGAAAGGUCUCCCUCCCCCUUUCUCUUUAACUUAUCCUGGCAAAGUUUCUCUUUCUGCCCAACCUAAUUCCUCCCCCACCCAACCCAGAGUGAUUUGAUAACCUCCUCCCCUAUCUUGCUGAAUCCCUUUUCUGUCUCUUGAAUACUCCGUCCACAAUCCCUUUUUUAAUUUUUUUUUUAAUUUUUGGGGGGGUUUCUGGCAUCCCUGACCUGUUGAACCUUCAAUCGGUUACUUUCCUCCAUUUUGACAGAUACACCUUGGUGUCCCUGCCUUUUUUUCCCCGGGAGAGGCAGUUCUGCAGACAGUUUUUUCUCUCUCUCUCUCUUUUCUCCUGGCAGCUGCUUCUUCUCAUCCUAUUUGUCUUCCCUAACCCUGAAGCAUUUUUAGGUCCUAUUCGAGGUACGCCUUCCUAUCGUCGGGGACCCUUAUAGGGGAUUUGGUUAGUUUGCCCUUCUGUUCAACUCUUGCUGAGCGACUGACCCUUUCUUAGUUGUUUCCAAAUUGGUGCAUCUUUCAUGUCAAUCCCCUUUAAGGACUAUUUUUUCUUCUAAUUCAGACUAUGGGUUACUUUGUUGUGGGAUAGUUGUUGUUUUUUCCCCUUCCCUGGGCCAGUUUGGGAGGUGAAUUCAUUGCUUAAGUGCUUUCUCCUAUCGGCAAGACUUGGUUAGUAUCUUGAAAUUAAAUUUAUAUGUGGGAAACUGGAGUCAAACUCUUCUAAGAGAAGACUGCGAGAGAAGCCUCUGAAAGCAGCCCUGUCGACCCUCUGCACACCUUCACCAACUCAGGAUGUCAGAGAAUCAGCCCAACAACACCCAUCAUCCACUGAACAAUAAUGGGGUGGGCGGGGCCCCUGCUGGCAAUAACCGAGGGGUCCGCAAUCUCAACCAGAACCCUCUCAUCAAUGUUCGGGAUCGCCUCUUCCAUGCCCUUUUCUUCAAAAUGGCUGUCACCUAUGCCCGCCUCUUCCCACCGUCUUUCCGUCGCAUCUUUGAAUUCUUCAUACUCCUUAAGGCUCUCUUUGUCCUCUUCAUUCUGGCAUACAUUCACAUCACCUUCUCCCGUUCCCCCAUCAACUGCCUGGAACACGUCCGGGAUAAAUGGCCACGGGACGGCAUCCUACGAGUUGAGAUCCAGCGCAAUUCCAGCCGUAACCCCGUUUUUCUCCAGUUCUGCGAGAGUGAGAGGUUUCCAGGCAUGGUGAUUGAGCCUGCUGUUGGGGAGGAGGAGGAAGAGGAAGAGGAAGAAGAAAUGACCGUGGAGAUGUUUCAGAACAGCUCCAUCAAGUUUGAUCUGGAUAUUGAACCGAAGAUCUUCCACAAGGCAACUCGGCUGAGUAAUGCCCACGUUUUGUCUCCCAACGAAAGCCAAGAAUUCUCCUUCGGCAGCGAGCCAACCUCUAAAGGUAUGCAGCCUCUCAGCGAGACUGUGUCCGAAUUUGAGAUGCUAGCCAAAGCAGUGUGGCCGCAGGAAGAAUACAUUGUGGAAUAUUCCUUUGAGUACGGAUUCCUCCGAUUAUCCCAAAGCACCCGUCAACGUCUGAGCAUUCCCGUCAUGGUGGUGACUCUGGAUCCCACCCGGGACCAGUGCUUUGGAGACAGGUUCAGCCGUCUCUUAUUGGAUGAAUUCCUAGGAUACGACGACAUUCUCAUGUCCAGUGUGAAAGCCUUGGCUGAAAAUGAAGAGAAUAAAGGUUUCCUUCGCAAUGUGGUAUCCGGGGAACACUAUCGUUUCAUCAGCAUGUGGAUGGCCAGGACUUCCUACGUUGCAGCCUUCGUCAUCAUGGUGAUCUUUACCCUAUCUGUUUCCAUGCUGUUGCGUUACUCCCAUCACCAAAUCUUCGUUUUUAUCGUGGACCUGUUACAGAUGCUGGAAAUGAACAUGACAAUUGCCUUCCCCGCAGCUCCUUUGCUGACCGUCAUCUUGGCUUUAGUAGGCAUGGAGGCCAUCAUGUCCGAGUUCUUCAAUGACACCACCACGGCCUUCUAUAUCAUCCUCAUUGUGUGGUUGGCAGACCAAUACGAUGCAAUUUGCUGCCACACCAACACAAGCAAGAGGCACUGGUUGAGGUUUUUCUACUUGUACCACUUUGCCUUUUAUGCCUACCAUUAUCGUUUCAAUGGGCAAUAUAGCAGUUUAGCCUUGGUAACUUCGUGGCUUUUCAUACAGCAUUCCAUGAUCUACUUUUUCCACCAUUACGAGUUGCCAGCCAUCCUCCAACAGAUCCGGAUCCAGGAGAUGUUGCUCCAGAACCAGCAGGUGGGAACCCAGACCGCUCUCCAGGACAACCUCAAUAACAACACGACCGUCGCGGCAACCAAUUCAGCCGACCAGCAGCCCCACCUGGACGCCAGCCCGGCUGGGGCAGGAGAUGGCUCCCUGGCUUCUGGGGAAGACCACAGUCCCCUGGCCUCCAGCCCUGGCAUCUCCCUCGGGAAUGACUUGAAUUGGGUGGCCGAGACAGCAGCUGUCAUCACAGAAGCCUCCUUUCUCUCCAACCUAGGCGGUUCCUUUUUGGACUCCAGGGCCACUCCAGCAGUUGUAACCAGUGAUGGGAGUUUGCAGGAUCUGGAGCCUGCUUCGAACAUGGUGACCCAAAGUUUGGUUAGUAGCGACCGUACGGAAGUGGGCUCCGUCACUCUUGAGAGCACGUCCACCAUUGGGACUUCUGUGACCAAUAUACCUCCUCCCGUCACGGCCCAUCCAGAGCUGGAAGAUACUCCCCAGCCAUCAGAGAAUUCAGCAGGCCGAGCUGAGCCUCUGAAGACAGACUCCUCGCAAGGUUUGGCUUUAAGGGGAUUCUUGAGUCAGGCCUCUGAAGGGCAUGCCCAGAAGGAUCCCACACCGCUUUCCCCAGAGAAUAGGAUCUCCUGAUCCCACGAAGCCGCUGCUUCUCCCAAACUCCUUAACUCCGUUAGGAGACUGGAUGGCUUUCCGAUUGCAUAAAUUUGUUUUCCGUACCAAAUUCCUCUUUUUGCAGAAGAAAGAGGCAGAGCUAGAAUGUAAAAUGAAGAGCAAGUCAUCUUUUUUCUCCCGCCUUCCAAGUACCAGGAAAGAAAGAAAAAGAAAGAAAGAUAGGAAGGAAGGAAGGAAGGAAGGAAGAAAGAAAAGCUGAAUAAAAAGAAGGGGAAGCGAUUGUAGAUGUCGGUCCCUGCGUCGGAAUCGAAUCUUUUCGAAAGAAGCGGUUUCUGCAUCUUUCUCGGUGAAUGGCGUUAAGCCCCAAUUUCUCGUCUCCGCCCCCCCACCCUCCAUUUCCCAGACUGCAUGGAAUCAUGGGACUCCCUCUGGGGAUCUGCGGGAGAUCUUACUUUGCAUUUAGAUCCUUGUGUUUGCAUUCAGUUUUGUCCAAAAGGGUGCUUAGAAACACCCGGGGGGGGGGGGGGGGG
This is a messenger RNA of Pantherophis guttatus, 3636 nucleotides long. It is a transcript of the gene TMEM259, whose product is annotated as transmembrane protein 259. Gene Ontology annotation, cellular component: endoplasmic reticulum. NCBI's taxonomy places the organism in Eukaryota, Metazoa, Chordata, Lepidosauria, Squamata, Colubridae. Gene Ontology annotation, biological process: positive regulation of ERAD pathway; response to endoplasmic reticulum stress. The record is from RefSeq and is a predicted model, not a curated record.